Messenger RNA from Tachyglossus aculeatus (Australian echidna), 3123 nucleotides. RefSeq names its product lon peptidase 2, peroxisomal (gene LONP2). The coding region runs from base 64 to 2622 and encodes 852 amino acids. Gene Ontology annotation, biological process: protein targeting to peroxisome; protein processing; protein catabolic process. The record is from RefSeq and is a predicted model, not a curated record. Lineage: Eukaryota; Metazoa; Chordata; Mammalia; Monotremata; Tachyglossidae. Gene Ontology annotation, cellular component: peroxisomal matrix. Gene Ontology annotation, molecular function: serine-type endopeptidase activity; ATP-dependent peptidase activity; ATP hydrolysis activity. The transcript has 15 exons.
GCUGAGGAGAAGGAGACGAAGGCUGAGGAGAAGGAGACGAAGGCUGAGGAGAAUUUGGCGGCCAUGUCUCCGGGCAGCGCCAUCCAGAUCCCCCGGCGGCUUCCGCUGCUGCUGACCCAGGAGGGCGUGCUGCUGCCCGGCUCCACCAUGCGCGCCAGCGUGGACUCGGCCCGCAACCUGCAGCUGGUGCGGAGCCGCCUGCUGACCGGCACCUCCCUGCGGAGCACCAUCCUGGGCGUCGUGCCCGACGCCAGCGACCCCCACACCGACAACCAGGACCUGCCCCCUCUGCACAGGAUUGGGACGGCCGCAUUGGCCAUUCAGGUAGUGGGUAGUAACUGGCCCAAGCCCCACUAUACCUUGCUGAUCACAGGCCUCUGCCGUUUCCGAAUUGUGCAAGUGCUGAAGGAGAAGCCCUACCCCAUUGCCGAAGUUGAGCAGUUGGAUCGGCUCGAGGAAUUUCCCAACACGUUGAAGUCUAGAGAGGAGCUGGGAGAACUGUCCGAACAGUUUUACAAGUAUGCAGUACAGCUGGUGGAGAUGUUGGAUAUGUCUGUUCCUGCAGUUGCUAAAUUGAGGCGUCUUUUAGACAGUCUGCCUAGGGAAGCUCUUCCAGACAUCCUGACUUCAAUCAUCCGCACAAGUAACAAAGAGAAAUUGCAGAUUUUAGAUGCAGUGAGCCUGGAGGAGCGGUUCAAGAUGACUCUGCCUUUGCUUGUUAGACAAAUUGAAGGCCUUAAAUUGCUUCAGAAAACCAGAAAGCAUAAGCAGGAUGAUGACAAGCGGGUCAUAGCAAUUCGUCCCAUGCGGCGGAUCAACCACAUCCCUGGCACUUUAGAGGAUGAAGAUGAAGAAGAAGAUAAUGAUGACAUCGUCAUGCUAGAGAAGAAAAUCCGAACCUCGAGUAUGCCAGAGCAGGCCCAUAAAGUCUGUGUCAAAGAGAUAAAGAGACUCAAAAAAAUGCCUCAGUCAAUGCCAGAGUACGCUUUGACCAGAAAUUACCUGGAACUUAUGGUGGAGUUGCCAUGGAACAAGAAUACCACGGAUCGCCUGGAUAUACGUGCAGCGAGGAUUCUUCUGGACAAUGACCAUUAUGCCAUGGAGAAGUUGAAGAAGCGAGUUCUGGAGUACUUAGCCGUCAGACAGCUGAAGACCAAUCUGAAGGGACCCAUCCUUUGCUUUGUAGGCCCACCUGGCGUUGGCAAAACCAGCGUGGGACGAUCAGUAGCCAAGACUCUGGGUCGGGAGUUCCACAGGAUUGCGCUGGGAGGAGUGUGUGACCAAUCUGACAUUCGCGGCCACAGACGGACCUACGUUGGCAGCAUGCCUGGCCGUAUAAUCAAUGGCUUGAAGACUGUUGGGGUUAACAAUCCAGUGUUCCUGUUAGAUGAAGUGGACAAACUGGGCAAGAGCCUACAGGGAGAUCCUGCCGCUGCCCUUCUGGAGGUCUUGGAUCCAGAACAAAACCACAACUUCACAGAUCACUACUUAAAUGUGGCCUUUGACCUUUCUCAAGUUCUUUUCAUCGCUACUGCCAACACAACGGCCACCAUUCCUCAUGCCUUGCUGGACAGAAUGGAGAUCAUUCAAGUUCCAGGGUAUACCCAAGAGGAGAAGAUAGAAAUUGCCCAUAGGCACUUGAUCCCUAAGCAAUUAGAACAACAUGGCCUGACUCCUCAGCAGAUUCAGAUUCCUCCAGUAACUACACUUGACAUCAUCACCAGGUACACUCGAGAGGCCGGGGUCCGCUCUCUGGACAGGAAAUUUGGAGCCAUUUGCCGAGCCGUCGCUGUGAAAGUGGCAGAAGGACAGCAGAAAGAGACAAAGCUUGAUCGCUCCGAGGUGACUGAGGGAGAAGGCUGCAAAGAGCACGUCUUGGACGAUGCCAAGACCGAGUCCAUCGGGGACACAGCUGACUUGGCCCUCCCCCCGGAAAUGCCCAUUCUGAUCGACUUCCACGCCCUGAAAGACAUCCUCGGACCCCCGAUGUAUGAAAUGGAGGUAUCCGAGCGACUGAGUCAACCGGGGGUAGCAAUCGGCUUGGCUUGGACUCCGCUGGGGGGUGAGAUCAUGUUUGUGGAAGCAAGUCGUAUGGAUGGAGAAGGUCAGUUAACGCUGACCGGGCAGCUUGGGGACAUCAUGAAGGAGUCGGCACACCUUGCCAUCAGCUGGCUCCGGAGCAAUGCAAAGAAAUACCACCUGACCAAUGCUUCUGGAAGUUUUGAUCUGCUUGACAACACAGACAUCCAUCUGCACUUCCCAGCUGGAGCUGUCACAAAAGAUGGACCAUCUGCUGGCGUUACCAUAGUAACCUGCCUUGCCUCCCUUUUCAGUGGGAGGCUAGUGCGCUCAGAUGUAGCCAUGACGGGAGAAAUUACAUUGAGAGGACUUGUUCUGCCAGUCGGCGGAAUCAAAGACAAAGUCUUAGCAGCGCACAGAGCAGGACUGAAGCAGAUUAUUAUUCCUCAGAGAAAUGAGAAAGACCUCGAAGAGAUUCCUGUCAACAUACGGCAGGAUCUGAGUUUUGUCACAGCAAGUUGCCUGGAUGAAGUUCUUAAUGCAGCUUUUGAGGGAGGCUUUUCAGUCAAGACGGGACUAGGGCUCUUGAAUAGUAAACUCUAAGCUGAUGAGCCAGAAUCUUUUCACACCGAACAAAAUUUACAUUUUAAUCAGUUAGCUAAUUAACAAAAGAAAAAAAAUCUGCCGUUAAAGUACUUAAGCACGUCUUAGGUUUUUAGAGUUGCCAAUAUGAGGAGCGGACACAUUAAAUGGUAGUAGUAAUGACCUGGUAAUGGGGUGGGGGUGGGGUGAUGGCUACAUUUAUAAACUAAAUUUUCAGCAAUUAGAAGUUGUGCCAUUUAGCCUCGGGGCUCACCAACCUUCAAGAUAAAGCAAGUUUUCAGUGGGAAACAUUUGGCUAUCCAAGAGCCAGCUUAGGUUGUGGUGGACGCGCCCAGCUCGGUUGCUCUAUGCUUGUCGGGAUUAAGUGUCCAGGCCUUAACUCUUGCCUGUAAACAAAAUGAAGUUUUCCGUUCGUAGAAACUGUGCUAGUCUUCCAAGCUCUGUAGAAAUGGACAAUCUCCAAUGUUGAUUUAAAAAUAUAUUUAAAUCUGGUGCCUUUUG